CUUGUCAAAAUCGAUUAGAUCCAUUUUCCCUCCUUUUCAUCGUCUUUGAGCUAGGGUUUUUCAUUGGCUCUAUACGUCAUUCUGGCGCUCUCUCUCUAGGGUUUCUCGAUCUGCAACGAGCUCCGAUUCUGAGUUUCUCACAGUCAUGCCUCGGUACUAUUGUGAUUAUUGCGACACUUAUUUGACGCACGACUCUCCAUCAGUUAGAAAACAACAUAAUGCAGGAUACAAGCACAAGGCAAAUGUUAGAAUUUACUAUCAGCAAUUUGAGGAGCAACAGACCCAGAGCCUAAUUGACCAGAGGAUCAAGGAACAUCUUGGCCAAGCAGCAGCUUUCCAGCAGGUUGGAGCUGCUUUUAAUCAACAUCUAAUGGCUCAGAGGCCCCGACUUCCCAUUCUUCCAACACCUGUUAUGCAACCAUUGAUCCCUGGGAUGAGGCCUCCUGUUCUGCCCAGACCAGCUCCAGGUGCUUCUGGUUAUGUUCCUGUUCCAGGCAUGCCACCAAUGUUGGCACCGCCUGGUGCUCCUUUUCCUGGUCAAGUAAAUGGCCUUCCACGGCCUCCUACACUGGCUCCACCACCAACGAAUCCUGGAACUGCAAUGACACCCACUUCUUCUGACGUAGCACCCUCCAUGGCUGUGCCUGCACCAUAUGCCAGUGGUUCUGCAGCCCCAACAAGUGGAGGAUUUGACAAUGCCAAUCCCCAACUAUCUGAAGCUAAUAAUUAAUCUAGUUAAACUCACAUGCUCUGCUUACCUGUCUAAAGUUAAGCUAUUGAACAUGAAGCUUUUUGAUGAUCAAGGUUGUAUGGUAAUAUCAUUUUUAGAAGGGUAGCUUUUUGAAUAUGUAGCGGAUGGAAAAUGUGAUAAUUUGAUAAAAGAACAAUAUUAUGACUCAUUUUGUAUCAUGUUUGUUUUCUAUGUUAAUUUA
Hibiscus syriacus is the source of this 932-nucleotide messenger RNA. Its product is annotated as U1 small nuclear ribonucleoprotein C-like. Gene Ontology annotation, molecular function: pre-mRNA 5'-splice site binding; zinc ion binding. NCBI's taxonomy places the organism in Eukaryota, Viridiplantae, Streptophyta, Magnoliopsida, Malvales, Malvaceae. The transcript is spliced from 5 exons. The record is from RefSeq and is a predicted model, not a curated record. Gene Ontology annotation, biological process: mRNA splicing, via spliceosome; mRNA 5'-splice site recognition; spliceosomal snRNP assembly. The coding region runs from base 146 to 730 and encodes 194 amino acids. Gene Ontology annotation, cellular component: U1 snRNP; nucleus.